Messenger RNA from Sclerotinia borealis F-4128, 1155 nucleotides. NCBI's taxonomy places the organism in Eukaryota, Fungi, Ascomycota, Leotiomycetes, Helotiales, Sclerotiniaceae. The record is from the annotation of a GenBank genome assembly.
AUGCCUCACUUCACAAGAAACCAAUCUGACCCCUUGAAGUCUUUCUACAUAGAAAACCAGAGCGUAGGCCAUAAGGACAGCACAGAAGAUUGGCGCAUUCGAGGAUACAACCCAUUGACACCUCCCGACCUGCUUCAACAUGAAAUCCCUCAAACCGCAGAAUCCAGAGCAACAGUGUUGAAGGGUCGCAAUGAGUCCGUCGAUGUUGUAACUGGCACAGACAAGAAUGGCAGAUUACUGGUAAUCAUUGGACCAUGCUCAAUUCACGACCCUGUUGCUGCCCUCGAAUAUUGCGACAAGCUCGUGGCGCUCAAGAACAAAUACGAAGAUGAUCUCUUGAUUGUCAUGCGCUCUUACCUCGAAAAACCAAGAACUACUGUUGGAUGGAAAGGUCUCAUCAACGAUCCUGACAUCGAUAAUAGCUUCAAGAUUAACAAAGGGCUGAGAACGAGCAGACAAUUGUUCGUGGAUUUGACUACAAAGGGAAUGCCUCUUGCUAGUGAGAUGCUGGAUACUAUUUCACCACAAUUCUUGGCCGAUUUAUUGAGUGUUGGAGCUGUUGGUGCCAGGACAACUGAGAGUCAAUUGCAUAGGGAAUUGGCUAGUGGAUUGAGUUUCCCAGUUGGUUUCAAGAAUGGUACGGACGGGAGUCUUGGUGUAGCUAUUGAUGCCAUUGGUGCCGUACGACAUCCUCAUCACUUCCUUUCAGUUACCAAGCCUGGUGUUGCUGCCAUUGUUGGUACAGUUGGCAACGAAGAUUGCUUCGUUAUUCUCCGAGGUGGUACCAGGGGCACUAAUUACGAUGCAAAGAGUGUUCAAGAGGCCAAGGCUGCACUUGAGAAGAACGGCGUUAGACAGAGAUUGAUGGUCGACUGCAGUCAUGGAAACUCGUUGAAGAAUCACAAGAAUCAACCUAAGGUUGCAGCUGUAUUGGCGGAACAAAUUGCCGCAGGGGAGGAUGCCAUUAUGGGUGUUAUGAUUGAGAGCAACAUUAAUGAAGGUGCUCAGAAGGUUCCCAAAGAAGGAAAAGCCGGUCUCAAAUACGGUGUGAGUAUCACUGAUGCUUGUAUUGGAUGGGAUGACACCGAGUCAGUCCUUGAAGGUCUGGCCAAGGCUGUCCAGCAGCGAAGAGAGCUUAAGAAUGGGGCAAACUGA